This is a messenger RNA of Salvia splendens (bonfire salvia), 2820 nucleotides long. RefSeq names its product calmodulin-binding protein 60 A. Gene Ontology annotation, biological process: regulation of salicylic acid biosynthetic process. Bases 989 to 2659 code for a protein of 556 amino acids. Lineage: Eukaryota; Viridiplantae; Streptophyta; Magnoliopsida; Lamiales; Lamiaceae. Gene Ontology annotation, cellular component: nucleus. The record is from RefSeq and is a predicted model, not a curated record. The transcript is spliced from 8 exons. Gene Ontology annotation, molecular function: DNA-binding transcription factor activity; sequence-specific DNA binding; calmodulin binding.
CCAUUUGUUGUCAGUAGUUGCCAAUUUUGUGGAGAGAGAUGAGGAGUGAUGAAAAUGGUGCUUCAUCAGAGCAGCUUGGGCAAGCUCUUGAUCAAAUCGUUAGAAGGUAUAAGUCGAUUCUGAGAAAAAAUUCCUCUUUGAUUUGGGUGUUUCUUGCUGAUUUACUUCUGCUUACUUCAUUUCUUCUUUUUUUGUGAAGUUGAUUUAUGAAUUCAGAACUUACAUGAGCUUGUGUUUUUAUCUGUAUAUAGCCGUUGACUUACCUUUUGCUUUGCUCCGAAUCUUCAAUUUAUGGAUUCUUGAUCUUAAUUUAGUAGUACCAUUGUGUGUGUGUUUCUUUUCUUGCUUUGUUUUUGAAUUGUAGCAUUUGGGCUCAGCUUAUUAAAGGUUAAUUGUUGUUAUCAUCACUUUUAGAAUUUAGACUAAAUUCCCUUUUGCUUUUUAGUUUCCCCUUCUGUUAUGUUUAGAUAUUAUUCCAACUUUCUGAUUCAUCAUACUUUUGAGGAUCUAAAAGAACCUCAUGUGGAUUCUGAUGCUGCCCAAUUUUGGUAAAUAGAAAGCUGGAAGUUGCCAUAAUUGGGAAUCUUUCAUCUCUUCAUUCUUGAUCAUAUUGUUACUUUUUUUUUUUUUUUUGCUCGGCUACUCCCUUUAUGAUAGGAUAAUGGAGAAACAGAUUAAACCUAUGGUGUUACCAAUGGUUAGACAACAAGUAAGGUCAAUGGUCGUCACUAUCGUUCAACAAGAGGUAGUACCUGUUGUUGAGGAUCUAAUUCGUAAAGUGGUGAGUUUCGCAUCUUCUUUUCCGUGUCUGUUUAGUGCUAUGUUUCCAUUUUGUAAGAGGAUGUCUGAACAUCAUGAAUUGGUUAUUAUGUUAUAAAAAGAUAUCACUUCACGAGAGUCGGCUUAACUUAACCCUUAGCCUAGCUUGAGUUACGUCUCAAACUUCGCCCAAUGUCUUUUUUGCAUUAGAUAGCUAAAGUUGAGAUUCAUGAAUCAGAGCCUAUUGUACUUCAAGAUAAAAGAGGCUCUUCAAGAGCAUGUUGAAGAGAGGCCUUCGAAUGGAGGGACACGGAAUGACUUGCCAGAGGAAAGGAGUUUACAGCUGAAGUUCGUAUAUGAUACAGUAUCCAAUACUGUGACAGGCGAGGAGCUUAAAGGGAUAAAUGACAAAUGGCUGAAGUUGGUUCUGGUUGAUUCAGGCGGGAAUACCGUGACCUGUGGCUGCGGAUCUGAUGCAAAGGUGGAGAUACUACUUCUUGACGUAAAUGAAAAUGGCGGUGAAGAUAACAUGAGUCUUGAAAAUUUCGAUAGACGCAUCAUUCAAACGGGAGAAAAGAAGAAGCCUCACUUUGCUAAAAGUGUCCAUAUAUCUCUCAAGGAAGGCGUUGCAGAUUUGAAUGGUCUCAAACUGGGACAUGACAAAGACCGGAUCAAGAAGUAUAGCUGCAGGCUUGGGGCGAGGAUCGCGCAGAACCUUGACAGAACUACAGUGCUUGAGGCGUGGACCGCACCAUUUACGGUCAUAGAUAAGCAUGACAAAUACAAUGACAAACAUCCUUGUCCAUCUCUUUCUUCUGAGGUCUGGAGAUUGGAUGGAAUCGGCAGGAAUGGCAACCCAUGUGGUCGCCUGAAAAAGGAAAGCAUCAAGACUGUGCAGGAUUUUUUGUUUUGGUUCCAUGUCAAUCCUGAGAAGCUCCAAGAAAAAAUAUUAUGUGUUGGUGAUUGCAAAUGGAAGACAAUAGUCAGUCAUGCUCAGAAAUGCAACAUUGAUUGUAAAAGGAUGUUUUCUCACAAAUCUUCAACUGAACCUCAAACCUGUGUUAUUUAUGAUGCUGUGGGAAAACUCAAGGGUGGUAUUAUCGAGUCCCACUUUGUUCCAAUUGAUGAUAUGCCUUCUGAUGAAAAGGAUCGUGCACGUGAGUUACUCAGAUAUGUGUUAGAGGAACCGUCUGCAUUUGUAGAACGAUACGACGACUUCUUGGAAGAUGAAGGGUCCCUUUUAAAGAAGUUUCCAUACAGAUCAUUGCAGCACAGUGUUCUCACCGUUUCUGAAGAUAUGAAUGAAAAUCAUACUUCAUCGUCUCAGAGCAUCAUCGCUGCUAAUAACUCGUAUGCUUGUGGGCCUUCCGGCUCUCUUGGAUCAAUAGAAAUGGGAGAGCUAUCCAACUCUCGCGCCUUUUCUACUGAUCUUCAUACAUUAGAUUACGAGACUCCAUUAUGUUUCGAGAACAAUUCUUCACCAAUAAAUACGCUGCUCUCCGGAAACGACAAGCACACGGCCGAGAUGGGUGGAGGGUCGAGCAGUGGACGCUCAAAUGCCUCGUUUCAAAGUGCAAGGGGGCAGUGGGUUGACGAGGAGGAGCCCUACUAUCCUGCCCCUCUCAGCCCAGAACCCAUGCUUCCCGACGUCAACAGUCACAACGUUACUGGCGGCCAGUGGUUUGAAGAUGAGCCCAAUGGUCCUGGCUCUCUCAGCCCAGACCCCAUGCAGCUUUACGACGAGCACGUUGACAUCCACAGCGCCCAUGUCCAUGGAGACGAGACGUGUGGUGCUGAUCGUCCCAAGACGUUGAAGAAAUUGUCGAGGCUAUUGUCCUCGUUUAGCAGAUUGGUGUCUGGAGAUGCUGGUCCUAGCUGCAAGAAGGGGAGAGUUGAUUAACCAUGUAGAUAGAAGCAACUCCCACUUUCAUGCUCACAGACUUAAAAUUCAUAUUUUUUUAUUUGCAUUCGUGUUGCCAUUUGAGUAUAUGUGGUCUCAUUCAAAACUAGUCUGUGUACCUGCUUUGGCAAUCAAUGGAAAUGUUCUCUGUUUUGUGGAUA